This is a messenger RNA of Plodia interpunctella (Indianmeal moth), 5393 nucleotides long. RefSeq lists its product as uncharacterized. The coding region runs from base 31 to 1569 and encodes 512 amino acids. Gene Ontology annotation, cellular component: Noc4p-Nop14p complex; nucleolus; small-subunit processome. Gene Ontology annotation, biological process: ribosome biogenesis. Lineage: Eukaryota; Metazoa; Arthropoda; Insecta; Lepidoptera; Pyralidae. The transcript is spliced from 10 exons. The record is from RefSeq and is a predicted model, not a curated record.
UUGAAUGACAAAAGUCUUUUCAAUACAAAAAUGGCCGCCGUGCAACAAAAUUUAUCAAAAAUGCUUUCGGCACAACUACGCAAUAAGGCUACGGAGUUUUUAAAUUCAAGAAAACAUGCUAAUAAUCUUGCUGAUAUUCUACAGAUGUUUGAGGCUGAAACAGACAAUUAUACGUCCCUGCUGCUUACCGUUGAAGUUAUAUUUACAGAAUUAUUAAAAAGGGGUGAUUUGAUUGAGGAAAUAAUACCGCUGAAGCCAAUUGAUCACAGCCCUGAAGCUGAAUACACAAGAUGGCUGCAAGAAUGUUACGAGACGGCACUGGCUCGCACUCUGGAGUGCAUCAAACGGGGCCGCACCAGCUCCCGGCUUCAAGCGCUCGUCACAGCUUGCAAGCUGCUGCAAAUGGAGGGCAAGAACCCCCUGGAAAGCUCUGCAGCCUAUUACUUCCCCUCUAAUAGAUUGAAGAAUAUAUUCACAGUGUUGCUAGACUCUGACAUAUCAAUGUCAGCUCCAAUAACCCGCUUCCAAGAGUUUACAGAGUACAGGGACGUACAGCAAUAUGGAUUGAAGGUUCUCUCCACUUUGGCUUAUCGCAAAUCACCAAAUGCUACAUUCAUGCAGAACUACUUGGAGCUAUUGGACAAACUGCUUGCAUUGGAGAUACCGUUGGAAGCCAAGAUCAAAGUCAGGGAACGGGAAGAGGAGAAAGAAGAGAAACUUUUAUGCGGAACUGAGAACAAGCCACCAUUCCCAUGGAACGCGGGGGUGUGUCGUCGCUACGCCAACCGCUGCUGGAGCUUCGCCUGCCAAUGGCCGCUCAUGGAGUCCCCCCGCACUCACCGCCGGGCGCUGCUGCUGCUGGUGGAGAGGCUGCAGCCGCUGCUGGCCAAGCCUCACCUCGCCACCGACAUGCUGUGCGACAGCUUGGACGCUGGUGGUCCAAUAAGCAUGUUAGCUCUGCAAGGGGUACUGGAGCUGGUCCGACGGCACAACAUCGACUACCCGGACAUGUACGACCGUCUGUACGCUAUGUUCGAGCCGGAGAUGUUCGCCACCAGAUACAAGCGGAGGCUGCUGCAUCUCGCUGACGUGUUCCUCAGUUCCACCCACCUGCCAGAAAGUCUGGUGGCGGCGUUCGCCAAGAGGUUGUCGCGGCUGGCGCUGGUCGCGUCCCCGGAGGACGCGGCCGCGCUGCUGCAGCUGGUGGCCAACCUGCUGCUGCGACAUCCGGGGCUCAAGCGCAUGAUCUGUCUGGAGGACUCGCCCGCUAUCAUGUCAAACGACCCGUACGUGAUGGAGGAGACGCGCGCGUCGUGCUCGCGCGCGCUGGGCUCGUCGCUGUGGGAGGUGAGUGCGCUGCGCGCGCACCACAGCGCGGGCCCGGCGCGCGCCGCCGCCGCGCUGCUGCAGCGCGCGCAGCCCGCGCAGCCCGUCUCACUCGCGCACGCCGACGACAAGCUGUUCGACGCUGAGCUAAAGAAAAGGUUCAAGACAAUAGAAAUGAACUUCAUCCGGCCACAGGGGAUGGGGGAGGACGGAAUGAUGUCAUACUGGGAGCUCAUGGCUUGAAGGUCACCGGGAGUUCGUAAACUGAAUGUUGGCAACACUGCUACGCGGUAGUGCAGUGCGUUUCUGUAAACAGCAGGGUGCGAGGUAAUGUACAAAUUUUUAAAUAUAAUUUAUUUUAAAAUAUCCGUCUUACCAGCCAGUUGUACCGAGUUCCUUUUUUUUUUUUUUUGUAUCGUUGGCAACCUGUUGUUUAGAGAAACGAUUGAGUGACAUUUGAAUGUUCGAAUCUAUUGUAUUUAUUUACAUGUAAAUGUUUUUGAACUUCUAUUGAAAUCUUUAAUGCGGGAGUUUUGUUUGAGUAUUAUGUAAAGUAUUUAUUUCUCUCUAAAUUGACGUUUUGGCAUUUCGAUUAAUAAUACUAUUUAUUGUUUUGAGUAUUUCACAUUUUGAUGUUUAGAGUAAAGGAGUGGGACCGUAAAAGUUUUUAUAAUUAUACACAACAAUCUCGGAUAUCAUACUUUGGUCUAAGAUUAAAUACCAUUGAAUCUGCUUUAAAGCUAGUUCAGUCUGAAUGUACGAAUAAAUUCUCACUUAAGCAUUGCUUGAUCGACCGUUUUUGAUCGAGUAAUUCUAUUUUAUGGACUCUGCUGUAGAUAAAAUUGACAAUUAUGACCGGCAUUCGGUGACAAUUUUUUGCUUGGACUAUGUGUGCAUUAUGUUUUAGCUUUUCAAAAUUACACAGACUUGUGUUACACAUAUAAUAGGGCCCGACCGACACUAUUGCUCCGUCGUCCUGCGUUGCGUCGACGCAAUGCUUUGCCGCUCCAUUGUUUUCCAUACAUUUGACAUUGACGUACCUCGACGCCGUUAAUGUGGUCGAGCCCACAGGGUAUGAUUUUAUGAGCGGAGAAUAAAUAAACUAAAACACCUCUUGAAGAUUUUUAGGUUCUCCCGAGUCAUGCUUUUAGUUAAACUGCAACAGUUUACUUUCAAAACUACCCUAAUCAUACUAAGUGCUGCCGAGAAUUUGACAAAUAUGUAUAAAAAUAAGAUUUUGAUUAAAUUUUGCACUAUAAUAAUGUUACGAUGUGUGUAGCUAAAUCGAUGUUAUAGUUUGGUUAUUUUAUUUUUCUAUGAGUGAGGUAUAAAGUCUGUGAUCACAAGGCCGCCUGCACACGUGAGCCUCGCGUGUGACAGCAGCCUAAGUCGUUGUCCUAAUAACUAGGGAAUAUCAUACGAUUACAAUGAAUUAUAAAUGUCUAUCGUUGUAGAUAAUGAAAAAUAUUGAAUGAAGAAUGAAAUGUAGAAUUAUGAACGUACAGACUGACAAGACAAGGAUGUCCAGUCCGGUGAUCAAAAUGGAAACCUUUCAAAAAUCAUUUUAAAAUAUAUUUAUCGUCUUUUCCGUCAUCGGACCAGAGAGUCUUGCCAAAUCUGGACACUGGAACGUCAAAUAAGCGCUGACGUCACGAAAAAGAAAUUUGUAUCACGUCAAACGUCAUAUAUAUUUUUUUACAAAAAUUAUGUAAGUACACUUAUUAAUGCCAUACAACAUGUUGCAAAAUGUUAUAUAACAUUUGUUGUCUCUUUUCUUUAACAAUCUGUUACAAGUGUGACAAAGACAGCAAGUGUUAUACACACGCCGUGUGCUAUUUUAAACACGUUAUGUAUUAUUAGGACAACGCCUAAAACUUCGAAUGUUGGUUCGCGCUGAAGGAUUUACUUAUAUCAUCAUCAUCUCAGCCGAAACCAAAAGGGACGUCUUAAUGCUACUUCUCUAGAAGUUGUGUGACUAUACGCGGGGCGGAAGGCAGACGAGUGGGGUACGCGGCUCCGCCCCUACAUCUAGUCUGGUCGUUUCUAGUGAAUGGUAAUUUCCGAAAUACAACUAUCGACAAGUAGCACAUAUACAGAUAAACAGAAAAUAAAAUAAGCUCAACCCACGCCACGCCCCUUUGCACUUCUCAUUGUAACUGUGCACAAUUUGUUACAGCAAUCCAUUCUCUAUUAUCAUCAAGUGUUUAUGAUCGUUGUUCUUGUCUGUGGAGCCGCCUCUAUUUAUAUAUAUCCACUGCCAUCGAUUUUACCUCCAUAUACGACAUAACUCCUGCCUUCUCUCCUUCAACUGACCCUUGAAUACCAUUCUCAAUAUUUAACAAGUUACAAACGAUAGAUGGCUUUUUAUGGCUGAGAUGAUGAUUCCCUUAUAUAGCGUCCCGUUAUACGCGAAGGGACAUUGUCUUCCUUUCUAACGUUUGCAUUGUAACCUUUUUUGUUUCAUUCCAGUUAAUGCGCUAUUUAACCCCUCUUAUUGUGGUAUUAAGUAACCAAGGAGCUUAUAACGAUAAUAUUAUAUAACGGCUAUUUUACGGCAAGUCCAAUGAGAUUGUUUGUUCUUGUUUCUAAUGGUUAAAAAAUAGAAUUUUGUUUAUGGAACUUGUUUGGCGAUGAUGUAGCGACUUCACUAUUACUGUAGUUGUCGAAAGAGCAUUUCGGAUACCGGCAUAUUUUACGAAACGUUUUCUACUUAUUUACCUAAAUCUGUUCUGUUUCUGCCGUCAGCUGAUUACACCGCUUUGAAAAUGAAAUUAAAGCUACAAGCCGAAAGAACUGUCAGAAACGAAAACGUAAUUCAAAAUAGCGUUUCCAAUGUACUAAUCAAAACACAUACAAAUAAAACUGAUCAAUUAAAGUUUACAUAAUAAUUAUCAUAUUUAGUGAUUGUAAAUUUCAUUUUCUAUCGUAAAAUAGCCUGUCUAAAUGAAAUUAUCAAGGCUUUCGUUUGUUUGUAGUGCAAUCUCCACAGGUAUAAGCUCCGUGGUAAUAAUGUAAGUAUAAUUUUCAAACCCCAGUACCCGGGUUGUAAGACAGCAACAGCCAUAUUUAUUUAACUUUAUUGUUGAUAGUUGAACCUCGCAGCUGAGGGUGCGGCUUUAACACACCGUACGAGAUAGUAUACCUGGAGAGAAUUGAUGAAAUAAUGAACCUUAUAACCUUUGUUUUAAGGAUGAAAAUUACAUCUAUUAUUAUGAAGUAAAUUCUAAAUUAUUUUAAAUAUCAAGUUCAUUAUUUCGUGUUUUUCUCUUCUGGUUGGAGCUGUAAUAUUUAUACUUUUGCUGUACAUUUUUUAAUUUUGUACUGUAAGUUUUCUGAUCCGAAUUUUAUUAUGUGCCUAUUGUGAUAAUGCCGAAGACCUUUUAUUUAUAAUCCACUAUGUUAUGUGUGAGUUAUAAAUGACCAAGUACUUUUGAUAAAAGUUAAAUGUAUAAAAAAUAUUAAUCGGCACACUUGCUCGUAAAAUUACAGCACUAGUUUCAUCAUGUUGUGUGUCAUAAACACACUUGUCGACUUUGGGUUAAAAAAACGUACAUUUUUUACAAACGUACAUUUUGUACAACGCGGGUUUGCAUUUCACUUCUCACCAUCGAAUCUAUUCGAAGUGAGACGCAGCGAACAAAUCACAUUGCGGUACGGUUGUCGUUGCGUCACAACGGCGCACUGUGAUUGGUUAGCUGCGUCUCACUGCGAGCCGACACGAUAGUGAGAUGUAAAUAGCAAAGUCGCACUACGCACACUGAUCAUUAAAUGCUCGGCUUUAUUAUAGCGCUUCGCUUCACGUCCCGCGAUAAUUUAGAAAAUUUUGAGCAAAUUUCAUAAUAAACUUGGUAUGUGUUAUUAUUCUAUAACUCACAUAUAACUUACCUAUCCUGUAGCUUUUUGUUAGUUAGAUCUGGUGAGAUAUUAGAAUCUCCGAAUCGAAGCCGCGCCCACCGUAUCUUGUGAUUAUUGGUAACAAACGUAGCGUAAGUUAGGCUAAGCCAUUAUUUUUAAUAUCAUUCAUUUAAUGUUCUAUUAUAUUGAUAAAUAAAAAUAUUGAUACACUA